UGCCUCUUUCUUUCCGAGUUAGCACUUCGCUCAGGUGUCAAACCAACGCGUUUGAUUUAUUUAUAAGCCUCUAAAAAAAUCAAAGAUGCAGCUCCACGUACGUGGAUUGAACACGCACGUCUUGGACGUCCAGCCGGGUGACAACAUAGCUCAUGUGAAGGCUCUGCUGGCCGACAUCGAGUUAGUCGACGCUCAGGAACUCCAUCUAUACUGCGAAGGCACACCGCUAGCUGAAGACGUCACUGUCUCUCAGUUGACUUCCGCCGAGCUCGAUGUCACUGUUCGACUGCUCGGUGGUAAGGUUCACGGUUCUCUAGCUCGUGCCGGCAAAGUAAAAGGACAAACGCCCAAGGUCGAAAAGAAAGAGAAGAAGAAGAAGAAGACUGGCCGCGCCAAGCGACGUAUCCAGUAUAACAGACGCUUCUCGAGCGUAGUUCAGGCAUACGGACGUCGCCGGGGUCCGAAUGCUAACUCAGCCUAAGUAUUGAUCUACUGCAGGGUGGUCAAUACGUGGGCUACUUGAGAGGCGGAGGAACGAGAAGGAACACAAAAAUGGCAACAAUCAGUGUUAUUGUACGGGCAUAUGAAUUGGCAAUAACAAGGAUUGUUGCAUCGUCAAUAAAAAGCAUUAAAACGCGAACGAUCUUGGCUGUAUAAAUUCUAUCAUACCAAUAACACCAGUGAAGUCUAGCUUUCGUCACAAUUUUUGUGCUUUUCCUCUGUAAAGUGAAGCCACACAAAGGCGAACCACAUCGAAAAUACCUGUUUGCCACUUCGAUCAAAACUAUCGUAGUAAAAUUAUUUGUUUCGUGUUGCUUAUUUCGGGUACACUGACUUGACCCGACGUGAGUCUCUUUGAACUAACUGCUUUGAUAUUCCUGACGGACGAACAACAAACUAUCAAUGCUCCAAUCAAUCAUCAUGCAACAGUACAAACAAAAAUUAAAGCUGCAAACGAUUCUACAAUCAAUCACAAUAAUUUUAAAACACUAAUAUUAUCAUGCUGAUGUUAGUUUACACCUAGCUAGAUAGCUACACGUUCUUCUAUAUUGCAAUCGACAUGAAGUAAGAAAUACCAUUUAUGGGACGAAAUAUUAGGAUUUUACUCAAUCCAAAUGGACAACAUUAUUUUUUGUGUCAUAAAACAGCUCAAUUACAGCAGAGAAAGACGCAUUAAUUUGUUCCUCAGCAACACUAGGCUGGUAAUCAUUGGGCAUUACAAUUUUAUACCUAUUGUCUGCAUAUGUUUCCGAUUGUCUUUUUUCUCAAAGCUUUCCCAAAUUAUAGAAAUUAAAUAUUGUUUGGAAAAUGG
Anopheles moucheti is the source of this 1312-nucleotide messenger RNA. RefSeq names its product FAU ubiquitin-like and ribosomal protein S30. Gene Ontology annotation, biological process: translation. Gene Ontology annotation, molecular function: structural constituent of ribosome; protein binding. The transcript has 4 exons. Gene Ontology annotation, cellular component: cytosolic small ribosomal subunit; ribosome. The record is from RefSeq and is a predicted model, not a curated record. Lineage: Eukaryota; Metazoa; Arthropoda; Insecta; Diptera; Culicidae. The coding region runs from base 86 to 481 and encodes 131 amino acids.